GUGCCCCCCCCCCCCCCUCCGACUGGGUGGGCGGGGCGGGCAGAGGCGCGCAGCCGCUGGGCCUACCGCUGGCCUGGUGGGGUGGAGGGAGAGCCUGCCCCGCCCUCUGGGGCGCGCCUCCCGGAUCGGCUCGGGUCUAUGGAGGAAAAAUUCUACGCCAGCCCUGCGAUUUCCAUGGCCGCAGCCGCCUGCGGCACCAAGGCCAUGUCCCUGUUCAAGCGGACCUUGGUGCUGAGCCCCGCCGCGGCGCCCCGGGGUACGGGCGCGGGCUCCCCGCCACGCGGCUGCCCCUUGCCUCCCGCCGCCUGGCCCUCCAAGGACUGGCCGCGCGGAGAGGGCGUCUGCGGCAGGCUGCGGAGCCCACCGGUGGCCGGCCGCCUGCCCCAUUCCCACUCCUGCUCCGCCGCGUCUCCCACCGCCGUGUGUGUUCUCUGCCCGCAGGAUUCGCUCAGCAGCAGCUUGAAAACUUGCUACAAGUAUCUCAAUCAGACUAGUCGCAGUUUCGCAGCUGUCAUCGAGGCGCUGGAUGGGGAAAUGCGCCAUGCGGUAUGCAUAUUUUAUCUGGUCCUCCGGGCUCUGGACACUCUGGAAGAUGACAUGACCAUCAGUGUAGAAAAAAAGGUCCCACUGUUGCACAACUUCCACUCUUACCUUUAUGAACCAGACUGGCGGUAUAUGGAGAGCAAGGAGAAGGAUCGACAAGUGCUAGAGGACUUCCCAACGAUCUCCCUCGAGUUUAGAAAUCUGGCUGAGAAAUACCAAACGGUGAUUGUUGACAUUUGCCGGAAAAUGGGAUUUGGGAUGGCGGAGUUUUUGGAUAAACACGUGACAUCCGAACAGGAGUGGGACAAGUACUGUCACUAUGUCGCCGGGCUGGUGGGAAUUGGCCUUUCCCGUCUGUUCUCAGCCUCAGAGUUAGAGGACCCCCUAGUUGGUGAAGAUGUAGAACGUGCCAAUUCUAUGGGCCUGUUUCUGCAGAAAACAAACAUCAUUCGUGAUUAUCUGGAAGACCAACGAGAAGGAAGAGAGUUUUGGCCUCAAGAGGUUUGGAGCAAGUAUGUUAAGAAGUUGGGUGAUUUUGCUAAGCCACAGAAUAUUGACUCGGCUGUGCAGUGCCUGAACGAACUUAUAACCAACGCACUACACCACAUCCCAGAUGUCAUCACUUACCUUUCAAGACUUAGAAACCAAAGUGUGUUUAACUUCUGUGCUAUUCCACAGGUAAUGGCCAUUGCCACUUUGGCUGCCUGUUACAAUAACCAGCAGGUGUUCAAAGGCGUAGUGAAGAUCCGAAAAGGACAAGCAGUAACUCUAAUGAUGGAUGCCACCAAUAUGCCAGCUGUCAAAGCUAUAAUAUACCAGUAUAUGGAAGAGAUUUAUCAUAGAAUUCCCAGCUCAGACCCAUCUUCUAGUAAAACAAGACAGAUCAUCUCCACCAUCAGGACACAGAAUCUUCCCAAUUGUCAGCUGAUUUCCCGAAGUCACUACUCCCCUAUUUACCUGUCAUUUGUCAUGCUCUUGGCUGCCCUGAGCUGGCAGUAUCUGAGCACCCUGUCCCAGGUCACAGAAGACUAUGUUCAGACUGGAGAGCACUGAUUGGGUAAGAGUGGGAGCUAAUGCUCGCCGUGGAAUAGACUGACCUUUCCUUCAAGGAAGGAUGUUGGUUUCCCCCUCCCCCUCCAUUUCCCUCCUGCUCUAAUUCCUAAGAGAACUCUGUGGACUUGGACCUUUAGAAACUGUGACAUGCAGUUGAGAAGAUGACGAUAAAAGGGAAGGAUAGCUCACCCUCGGCUGGCAGGUACUUGUGGGCAUGCUCACAUCUGCGCAAGGUGGCCAACAGCCGGGUGCUCCUCACUGCAGGGCAGAGGAAAUGGUUGCGUAUGGGGUUGCUGAGAGAUCUUAUUUCGUGUGAGUCCUGGCUAGAAUUCUAAUGAAAUGUAUUUAAUAUGAAGCAACCUCGGAACACAUGUCCUAGCAGGAAGUGAAUUUUUCUCGGUUUGGUUCUGAUUUUUCUCAUUUUGUUUUCUCUUCAGUUGAUUUGAAUGUGGCAGAUGUCAGUGUUUGUAGCUCUAGGUGGUGGUCCCACGUUUCCUAAGAAUGCAACUGUCUUCUGCACGUGAAGGCUAAGGAUUCACUUCUGGGUGUUCUGGAAUGGUUUCCUCAUUUAAAAGGAGAUUAGCUUUCCCAGAGAAACUGCAGGAUUGCCUUUGGCCCCAUUGUAGAAGACUGGCCUCCAGUCAAGGCUGACUUUUUGAGAAGACACUAUAUGUAAAGAUACGUUUGUAAAAAAGAAUGGAAUUACUCUGCAUUUGUCAAGGGCAGUUCACUUGAAAGCCUGGAGGCACAUGGCAAAUAAGAACUCAAGAGCGGAGUUAGUGAUCGAGGGCCAGGGGGCCUGGCCUGCUGCUGCCCACAGAGCGGACCAGAGCGGUACCAAGAGCGAGGAUCCAGCUGCCUGGCCCCAGCUCCACUGCACCCGCCGGAGAUGAGCAAGUGACAGCAUUGCCUCACUGCCCAGCCCGUAACCUGCAUUAACUCUGCCAGCCUACUCUAAAGUGGGCCAAUUCUCUUAGCCACAGCAGAUUUUAUUACAUCCAGGGGGCUUGUGGUUGUGGUUGUGGUUGUUGUUAUUUUGUCCUUUGUUUCUGUUUUUAAAAAAAAAAAAAAAAAAUCACGUUUAUACACUGAAGUUUCAACAAAGACAAAAAUGUUUUCAGGUGAUGGGCUGGGAAGCCGAAUGUACUUAGCCUAAUUCUUCUAGCAUCGCUGUUUGCCUUCUUCUUUACUCCCACGCAGCCGGGGUUGGUGAUGCGUUCUCACCCAGUGACUCACCGAGAAUCUCAGCCUGGACCAGGGAGGACCCCUCUCUAGGGGUGUUUGAAAAAGCCCCUCAAGCUGAGCAAUCACUGUCGUAGGGCAUUAAAGUGCUUUCUAGAAGCCAUUAAUGCUCUCCAUGUACAUAGUAUAUAGUCUACUCUUUUGCUGCUGUCCUUUGUGGAUGGUGACUUAAUCACCGAAGUUGAGGGUUUUCCCCAGCAAUAAUAUUGGCCUUGCAUUGUUAUACGCACACCCACACUGAUUUUCGUCCUGUGACUGCCACCGCCUGACACAAUGGCUUAGUUUUGGUCUGUGGGAGCUGCAGUUGGUUGAUUGGUUUGGGGCUCAGUUCUGGACAAACUUGUCACCACACUGAAGCCAAAGUCCUUUGCCACCUGGAGUACAGCUGUGAGCCGCACUCAACAGUAAUUUCCCAAGUAAUUUAAACAUCGGAAUUUGGUUAAAGAUUCCAAGGUAGGUUGUUAUAAAUUUGUGCGUUGAAGUCUCAGAUUAGUUCUGUCCUGUGUAGAACACAGGACAACUUGGUGGAGAGCCUUGGUCGGAGGUGGAUGUACCGGAAGUUUUCCUCCUGGCUCACUUGUGACCUGUGCGACUUUCUAAGCUUCUGUAAGGUUUAUUAGAUGACCUUCCAGGUCCCUCCCAACUGUAAAGCUGUGGAAUUUUUCCUAUCGUUGACUUGUGCCAAGGUCUUAGCUCUACUGUCCACUCCUGAGUGCUUUGGAAGACCAUUGCCCUUCUGUUUCUCUAAAUUGCCAUGUAAAAUACAGGAUACGCAGUUAAACUUGAAUUGCAGACAUAAUAGUGUUUUUUAGUAGAAUUAUGUCCCCCAAAUUGUAUGGGACUUUUUUCUUUUAAUGUUUAUUUUGAAAGAGCAUGUGAGCGAGAGGGGGAAGGGCAGAGAGAGGAGAGAAUCCCAAGAGGGUCCUGCACUCAGUGCGCAGAGCCAGACACAGGGCUCCAUCUCACAAACCUUGAGAUCAUGAGAGCCGAAAUCAAGAGUCAGACGCUUAACCGACUGAGCCAUGCAGGUGCCCUGCACAGGAUAUAUUUCUACUAAAAAAUUACUUGAUCUGAAAUUCAAAUCUAAUUAAGCAUCCUUUAUUUUUGUUAAAUCUGGCCACCUCACUCUGCUCCACACUAAUUAUUCAUCAAAUAUUUAGCAUCUCUGGCCCAUAGUCUACUUGAUUUCUACUUACAGUGAAGUAUUUUUUAGCUUUUCCUCAGAGGAGGAUCUGACCCAUCUGAAUCUAAAAUUCCAUUAUAACAGACCUGAGCAGGAACCUGCUCUCCACACUCUGGGAGCUUCUAGAGCUCCAGGUAAGGCCUGUGCAGACACACAGAGCCACCUAUCUCCCUUUGGGAAAGUGCUUGGAGCAAUUACCCAGAAGCCCAUUCAAUCAGAACCAUUUCUCUGGGUCCGGCAUGCACAUGUGCAUAGGGGAGGAGACAUGGCUAGCCAUUUGUUAAUUAUUCUUAGCAGCUUUGGAAGCAGAGCUCUAAGGCUGUGGUUCUCAGCCUUUAGUAUCAGAGUUGCCUGAAGGUCCCAGAUUGCUAGGACCAUUUGUCUCUCAGGUCUGGAGCGGUAUCCCAAAACUUGCAUGUUAAGCUCUCAGGUGAUACAAAUACUGCUGCUGGACAGGAGCCCAGUUUGAGAACCACUGCUCUAAGGCCUUAUUCUUCAAACUUGAGUGAACAUAUUGAAUUACCAGGAGUCUUGUUAAAUUACAAAUGCAGACUGAGGUCUGGCCCAAAUUCUGCAUUUCUGACAAGCUAGGUGAUGGCCAUGCUUUUCAAGUGUAGCUAUCUGAUGUAUGUGAAGAGUGGGACAGGUUCAACUGUGUGCUCAGAUGCGAAGUCUAAACUAAAAUCACGUCCUUCUCCAGGGAAUAAACGAAAAGGCACAGACGGUCACUUCCAUCUAUCAGGACAGGCACCCCAGGAAAACAUGGCACCAAUUGAACUGAGGUGACAGGGUGGUGGUCAGUGAGGUAAUUUGAGGUUUAUGAAAGAAUUGACAUCGAUUCCAAUCCUAAAUAGACAUUGUUUUAUUUUCUAACAAAGACUCAAGCUGACCCUGAGGAUGCCAUGAAGUUCAUUUGGGUACUUCGUUUUAGGGCAGCUCUUUCGCCUUCCAGGGGGGAGGAUGGGCUGCAGGUGGGCACGUGGCAGACAGGAUGGAAACGGGAUCAUUCAACUCCAUUUGGAGAGCAGGUCGAAUUUGUUAGAACUACAUUGAGGUUAUGAAUGUCUUCUGAUUGCAAUUUUAAGAAUAAAGCGAUUGCAAAAUU
Molecule: messenger RNA, 5126 nt
Organism: Prionailurus viverrinus (fishing cat)
Lineage: Eukaryota; Metazoa; Chordata; Mammalia; Carnivora; Felidae
Gene: FDFT1
Product: farnesyl-diphosphate farnesyltransferase 1
Exons: 7
Coding region: 139-1596 (485 amino acids)
Biological process (GO): farnesyl diphosphate metabolic process; cholesterol biosynthetic process
Cellular component (GO): endoplasmic reticulum membrane
Molecular function (GO): squalene synthase [NAD(P)H] activity
Source: RefSeq, a predicted model, not a curated record